Molecule: messenger RNA, 4659 nt
Organism: Dreissena polymorpha
Lineage: Eukaryota; Metazoa; Mollusca; Bivalvia; Myida; Dreissenidae
Product: mucin-19-like
Exons: 3
Coding region: 109-4380 (1423 amino acids)
Source: RefSeq, a predicted model, not a curated record
ACGCCUACUCCUGUAGCGACCCAGUCUACGACGAAGGUGUCAAUUAAACCCACAUCGACGCCAAGCGAUGAUGACUGUGAACGAGUUUUGCCGUCCUAUGCUCGGAAAAUGAAGAUGGUUCCCUCUUCGCUGUAUAUUCUACCGCCGUUUGGCGAGCCUUUGCCAGAGGGAUAUCGAGAUUGGACUCAUUUUCAUGAACGAUUUUACAACAGCCGACCAAUAUACAUAGAGAGAUGGAUGAUGACAAAAGAGUGGAGCGAAAUACCGGAAUGUGGAUCAAGUCCUUCAACCGAAAUUGUCCCUACUACUGCUCAAACUAUAUCGAUUGCGCCCACUAAAACAUUGCCCACAUGGUCUUCAUCGGAAAUAACGUUAGCAACAAUCUUUCCAGCUACGCUUGAUUCUACAACAGGUGUAACGACUUCUCUGGCUACCGCAAUACAUUCGUCGCUGACGCCUUCGUUUGGAACACUUUUAGCAUCUUCAAAAUCCGAAGUACAAUCUACUACCACUAUUGGGAUAUUGUCCACUCCAGGAAUCUUCAUAACAGAUACCGCAUUCGUUAUGACUUCUUCCGUCACAGGAACCGUACAGCCUUCUAAUAUUACUGGAAUAAGCACUUCCAUGUCAGGAUUCGUGAAACCUACUACGACAACUGGCCUGAGCUAUUCUUUAUCGGAAAUGGUGACACCUACUGCGUCAAUUGGAUUGAGUUCUGCUAUGUCGGUAGCUUUAUCUGGAAGUGUGAAACCUACAACAACAACAGGAUUGAGCGCGUCUAUGACCGGAACUGUUGUGGUAAACCCGACCGUCGGAUUCAGCUCUUCUAUGUCGGGAGCUGUGAAACCUACAACAACAACAGAAUUGAGUGCAUCUAUUUCCGGAACUGUGAUGGUGACUCCGACAGCCGGAAUUAGUACUACGAUGUCGGGAACUGUGAAACAUACAACAAUAACAGGCUUGAGUGCGUCUAUGUCCGGAACUGUGGCGGUGACUCCGACAGCCGGACUUAGCUCUUCUUUGUCGGGAACUGUGAAACCUACAACAACAACAGGAUUGAGCGCGUCUAUGUCCGGAACUGUGGCGGUUACCCCGACAUCCGGACUAAGUUCUUCUUUGUCGGGAAUUGUGAAACCUACAACAACAAUAACUGGAUUGAGCGCGUCUUUGUCCGGAACUGUGGCGGUGAGCCCGACAUCCGGACUAAGCUCCUCUUUUUCUGGAACUUUGAAACCUACAACAACAACAGAAUUGAGUGCGUCUUUGUCCGGAACUUUGGUGGCGAGCCCGUCAUCCGGAGUAAGCUCUACUAUGUCUGGAACUGUGAAAUCGACAACAACAACAGGAUGGAGUGCGUCUUCGUCCGGAACUGUGAUGGUAACCCCGACAGCCGGACUGAGCUAUUCUCUGUCUGGAACUGUGAAACCUACAACAACAACAGGAUUGAGUGCGUCUUUGUCCGGAACUGUGGUGGUGAGCCCGACAAUCGGACUUAGCUUUUCUAUGCCUGGAACUGUUAAACCUACAACAACAGGAUUGAGUUCGACAAUGCCCAGAACUGUGGUGGUGAGCCCGACAUCCGGAGUUAGCUCAUCACUAUCUGGAACUGUGAAACCUACAGCAUCAACAGGAUUGAGUGCGUCUUUGUCCGGAACUGUUGCGGUGACUUCGACAGCCGGACUUAGCUCUUUUAUAUCUGGAACUAUGGCACCUACAGCAGCAACAGGAGUGAGCGCCACAAUUUCCGGAACUGUGCUAGUAAGCCUGACAUCCGGAGUAAGCACUUCCAUGACUGGAACUGUGAAACCUACAACAACAACGGGACUAAGUGCGACUUUGUCCGGAACUGCGUUGGUGAGCCCGACAUCCGGAGUUAGCUCUUCUAUGUCUGGAAUUGUGAAACCUACAACAACAACAGGAUGGAGUGCGACUAUGUCCGGAACUGUGGUGGUGAGCCCGACAACCGGAGUUAGCUCUUCUAUGUCGGGAAGUGUGAAACCUACAACAACAACAACAGUAUUGAGUGCGACUAUGUCCGGAACUGUGCUGGUGAGCCCGACAUCCGGAGUAAGCACUAAUAUGACUGGAACUGAGAAACCUACAACAACAACGAGACUAAGUGCGACUAUGUCCGGAACUGUGCUGGUGAGCUCGACAUCCGGAGUAAGCUCUUCUAUAUCUGGAUCUGUGAAACCAACAACAACAACAGGAUUGAGUGCGUCGUUGUCGGGAACUAUGUUGGCGACCCCGACAGCCGGUCUUAGCUCUUCUACUUCUGUAACUGUGAAACCUACAACAACAACAGGAUUGAGUGCGUCGUUGUCCGGAACUGCGUUGGUGAGCCCGACAUCCGGAGUUAGCUCUUCUAUGUCUGGAAUUGUGAUACCUACAACAACAACAGGAAUGAGUGCGUCGUUGUCCGAAACUGCGUUGGUGAGCCCGACAUCCGGAUUUAGCUCUUCUAUGUCUGGAAUUGUGAAACCUACAACAACAACAGGAAUAAGUGCGUCGUUGUCUGAAACUGUGGUGGUAAGCCCGACAUCCGGAGUUAGCUCUUCUAUGUCGGGAAGUGUGAAACCUACAACAACAACAGGAUUGAGUGCGACUAUAUCCGGAACUGUGCUGGUUAGCCCGACAUCCGAAGUAAGCACUUCUAUGACUGGAACUAUGAAACCUACAACAACAACAGGACUAAGUCCGACUAUGUCCGGAACUAUGGUGGUGAGCUCGACAUCCAGAGUUAGCUCUUCUAUGUCUGGAAUUGUGAAACCUACAACAACAGUAGGAAUGAGUGCGUCGUUUUCCGGAACUGUUGCGAUGACUCCGACAGCCGGUUUAAGCUCUUCUAUGUCUGGAACUGUGAAACCUACAACAGCAACAGGAUUGAGUGCGACUAUGUCCGGAACUGUGCUUGUGAGCCCGACAUCCGAAGUAAGCACUUCUAUUACUGGAACUGUGAAACCUGCAACAACAACAGGACUAAGUACGACUAUGUCCGGAACUGUGGUGGUGAGCCCGACAUCCGGAGUUAGCUCUUCUAUGUCGGGAAGUGUGAAACCUACAACAACAACAGAAUUGAUUGCGUCGUUGGCCGGAACUGUGGUGGUGACCCCGACAGACGGUCUAAGCUCUUCUAUGUCGGGAAGUGUGAAACCUACUACAACAACAGCGCUGAGUGCGUCUAUGUCCGGAACUGUGGUGGUGAGCUCGACAUCAAGAGUAAGCUCUUCUAUAUCUGGAUCUGUGAAACCUACAACAACAACAGCGCUGAGUGCGUCUAUGCCCGGAACUGUGCUGGUGAGCUCGACAUCCGGAGUAAGCUCUUCUAUAUCUGGAUCUGUGAAAUCUACAACAACAACAGGAUUGAGUGCGUCGUUGUCCGGAACUAUGUUGGCGACCCCGACAGCCGGCCUUAGCUCUUCUACUCCUGGAACUGUGAAACCUACAACAACAACAGGAUUGAGCGCGUCUAUGUCCGGGACUGUGGUGGUGGCUCAGACAGUCGGAUUCAGCUCUUCUUUGUCGGGAACUGUGAAACCUACAACAACAACAGGAUUGAGUGCGUCGUUAUCCGGAUCUGUGGUGGAGACCCCGACAGCCGGACUCAGCUCUUCUACGUCUGGAACUGUGAAACCUACAACAACAACUGGAUUGAGCGCGACUCUUUCCGGAACUGUGGUGGUUACCACGACAGCCGGACUCAGCUCUCCUACGUCUGAAACUGUGAAACCUACAACAACAGGAUUUAGCGCUUCGGUGUCCGGAACUGUAGCGCCUAUCUCGACAUCAGCACCAACAACCUCAGGCUCCUCCGUGACGUCAGCACCAUCAACCUCAGGUCCGUCGGCGACAUCAGCAUUAACAACCCGCGCCGCAGUCCAAGCCACAGCUGAGCCCGUUUCAGGGGAAGACGACAGUAAAACUGCCAUAAUCGCCGGCGGGGCGGCAGCGGGAGCUGUAGUCGCCAUAGGUAUCGGGAUAGCGAUUGCGAUGAAGCUCAAGGCGCUCUUCGCCUCGGCCAAUGUGGUUCCGUCUGCCGCUUCUUACACGGCGCCAUCACUUCCUGGACAAGCAAGCUACAAUCCGCCGCAACCAGGAAACUCCAACCCAGGUCAAAACUCAAAACCAAGUCAAGGUAAUAAUCAGUUGCCAAAAGAACGCGGGAGUGACGGGCCGGCGAGGUCGCAGGUCAAACUUCCGGAUUCGCUCCAACGUCCAAUUCAGCUGCAGCCGUUACAAAAUGCACCACAGCCGUCUCUUAGCAACAGCGGGCUCUGGCUGGGAAACUACGAGCCUCCGCUCCCACCAAUCAACGGCGGUGCCGUCCCUGGGAUGGCGCAGUAUGCGGCUGCGCAGAUACCAGGUCCGGCCGUUUAUUAAUGCAACAUACCUUAUUAUCGCUUUAGUUGUGUAAGCUUAAUUGCUGAAAUACAUGUUGUUGUUGUAGUAAUUAUAGAUUGUUACUCGUAUAUGUGCAAUUAACGAUUUAUUGUGUACGUGUAUAACCAUAAUGUACGAUCAACGACGUUUUGUUAUUUGUUAUUAUGUAUGCAUUCAUUCACCAUACAAAUAAUUUGUUGUAAAUCUUAAUAGGUAUAAAAAAUGCAGCUAAUAUUAAAAAUUUAUCAAAGUACUGUUAUAUGGAUGUUUCGUGUAAUG